Molecule: messenger RNA, 2905 nt
Organism: Arachis duranensis
Lineage: Eukaryota; Viridiplantae; Streptophyta; Magnoliopsida; Fabales; Fabaceae
Biological process (GO): positive regulation of transcription by RNA polymerase II
Cellular component (GO): Ino80 complex; NSL complex; MLL1 complex
Molecular function (GO): protein binding; G-quadruplex RNA binding
Source: RefSeq, a predicted model, not a curated record
UCAACUUUUCCGAGUGUAUAUAGGGGUUUUGUGUUCUGUGAUAGUGUGAUGUGAGCUAAGAGCUCUUUAAAGUCUUACAUACAAAGAAGAAAGAAAAUACCAAAAACUCACAACAAGACGACGAUAGACUGUGUCAGUGGUGCCGCCGCCGCUGCAAUGGGUGCUCUUGCCACUCUGCCUCCUUGGACUUCCGAGGACGACCCUCUCCUCAAGAACGCCGUUGAGGCCGGUGCUUCUUUAGAGUCACUAGCAAAAGGUGCGGUGCAGUUUUCUCGAAGAUAUAGUUUUAGAGAAAUACGCGAUAGAUGGUACUCUAUCCUCUAUGAUCCUAUUAUUUCUGCGGAAGCAUCUGCAGGCAUGACAGACUUUGAGAUUUCUACUUCACCUCUCCCAUCGAAGUUCAUCAAGUUUGGAAAUUCAAGAGAAUGCAAAAUUGAUUCUGCAAAAAGAAAAGCUGAAAGUGUACGGACUUCCUAUUAUGCUAUGCGGAAAAGAAUUCGCAAUGACGCAUUUAAUUCCAUAGAUUUAGGUUUCCUUGUUGAUCCUGAAAAUGACAAUUAUGGUGUAAAUGGAAGUGAGAGUUUGCCUAAAAACUGUUUGGCCGAAGGUGAAACGUCCAAUCAUUUUGGUUUCCAUGGUUCACAUACUGAUCCUGCUCAGUAUUCUUUUCCUGAAAAUAUGAUGAAUGGUGGUGCUAUAACGAAUGGAGUUACUGUCCAUGCAUAUUACACCGGAGCUAAGGAUCCAGUUCAAGACAAUAUCCCUGCUGAGCAACAAGAUGUACUUAGAGAAGAACCUCAAUUUCUUCGAGGUGAUGUUUCCAAUGAAGCUGCAGAGCAGAUGGGUGUUCCAGAAGAACUAGCCAUUGAUAGCUUCAUUGAUGACGAUAAUUUAGAGACCCCAUUUGAUCAGAUCAACAGUGACCCUGGAAACCUGUGUUCUGAGUUUGAUGGAAAUGAUGUAUUUGAUUCAUCUGAAAUGGAAUGUGGUACAUCAUUUAAUGGCUUACAUUUGUCUCCACUCCCGGAAAUGCCAGUGUGGAAAACACAUGCGAGCAUUCAAGAACCUGAAAUGCCAUGUGGUGAUUUUAAGGAUUCUAUUGCUUGUGGGGAGGCUUACCUGGCAGAACUGUCCAAUUCUCUCUUAAACUUCACAAAUGAGGAAGAACUCUAUCUGAUGGAUGUUGAUGAAAAAGACGGGAUUGAUAAGCCUUAUUAUGAUGGCCUGAGUUCACUUCUACUAAGUUCUCCUAAUGAUGUUAGCCAAGAUCAGAUGCCUGAAAAGGCUGAGGCAGAGUCUUCAGUGGCCUCACAAGCAAAAGUUUCAAAUCUGUCAGUUUCAUGUCAUGCAAAAGUAGAUGAUAACAAUAGACUACAGUCUAGCGAUGCCCAAACAGUUCAAAAAUCAGAUAUCCAAGUAUCAUCUUCUGCCUCUGUUAAAGAUCCUCGUUUUCCUGAACUAAUCAAUGGAGUUGUAUUCUGUGCUCUAAACACUGAAGAACCAGAAGUUCCAUGCAAUGUUGAUGUUUUCUUACUACCCUUGGAUGUGCCUCCUUCAACAUCUCCGUAUUCAUCUGAAUGGGUGUAUACAGAAUCCAAUAAGCCAAUUUCAUCAUGUGUUCAGGAUUAUGGAUUUAGUAACCAUAAGGCUCUUGAAAGAAGUAGAAUGACAAAGGUAGAACAGAAAAAACCCGCAGAAUUUCGUGGAUCUUCUCAGGUGAUGGGAUCUCCUCCCUUUCCAGGGGUAAAGUGUGAAUUUUCGAAUGCUCAUGCAUCACACAUAGCGUCCAGGAGUGCUGUGACUGUUUCUGGUGGGUUAGGUGGAAAUAAAGCUAGCACAACCAAUGCUAUCAUGCAUGCAAACCCAAAGGACACACCUAUCAAUGUAGGCUCGACACAUUGUCUAAAUAGUCGUGUGACAAACUGUUAUAGUGAGAAACCAACCCUUGGGUCUAAUGACUUCAGAAAUCAUCCUUAUUCUGAUGGAUCUGGCAUGAAACAGGCAGAAAACUUACCCUUGCCAAUUCAAGAUCGUCAUUUGCAACAUGCUGAAGUGGGGUCUUCAGAUGUUCCCAAGUCUCAUCUGGUGGCAAUUUCUCCAACUUUAGAUGAAGAAGAGCAAUAUAUGGAGAGUGAUGAUGAUGUUCCUUGUUAUUCUGAUAUAGAGGCAAUGAUACUUGAUAUGGAUCUGGAUCCAGAUGAUCAGGAUUUGUUUUAUAAUGAGGAAGUAUCAACAUAUCAACAUGAGGAAACUAAGCGGACUAUCAUAAGGUUGGAACAGGGUGCUCAUUCCUAUAUGCAGAGAGCCAUUGCUUUACAUGAAGCAAUUGCCAUUUUAUAUGGUCGCCAUUCAAAGCAUUAUAUUAAGAAAGCCGAGGUUUUACUUGGACGGGCAACAGAAGGUGUUCCAGUAGAUAUUGACUUAGGCAAAGGAGGUUAUGCAAAUAAAAUAUCUCGACGCCAGGCAAUUAUAAAGCUGGACAAUGAUGGAUCUUUCUACAUUAAAAACUUUGGCAAGACUUCAAUAUUGGUGAAUAACAAAGAAGUGCAAACUGGUCAGUCUCAAAGACUACACUCCAAUUGUUUGAUCGAGUUGAGGGGGAUGCCAUUCAUUGAGACAAAUCCUAGUCGUGUGAAGCAGUAUCCGGAUCAGCAUAUUACAGACAAUUCAUAAACCUUGUAGUGUCAAAUGUAAAUGUUAGCAAGAGAUCCACUAGAACAGAAAGUCAGAAAGUGCUUAUUUUUAUUGCACUUUCUGAAUUUUGGUAAGGAAGCGUUGAUGAUGUAUGUCAAUGCUUUUGAUGCUAUAAUGGUGUUUCCAUGGGAAUGGGAAUGGGCUUCUGCAACUCAGUGCUCUCCUUCCCCCCUGUUUCUCUGCCGACGUAAGUAAAUAGUUAAUUUAGCAA